This is a messenger RNA of Vigna umbellata (rice bean), 703 nucleotides long. Lineage: Eukaryota; Viridiplantae; Streptophyta; Magnoliopsida; Fabales; Fabaceae. The record is from RefSeq and is a predicted model, not a curated record.
GGCAUUGGAAAUGGUUUUCCCCUUGGUGCCUUUGUAACAACUCCAGAGAUUGCAGAGGUCUUAACCCACCGGAAUUACUUUAACACCUUUGGUGGGAAUCCUGUUAGUACUGCUGCAGGGUUGGCUGUUUUAAAAGUAAUAGAGAAAGAACAGCUUCAAAAAAAUGCACUUGAGGUUGGGACCUAUUUGAAAGAAAAGCUCACUAGCCUAAAGGACAAAUAUGAAUUGAUUGGUGAUGUGAGAGGAAGAGGCCUGAUUCUAGGAGUUGAACUUGUCACUGAUCGUGAGCUUAAAAUUCCAGCAAAAGCAGAAACAUUGCAUGUAAUGGACCAAAUGAAAGAAUCAGGGGUACUUAUUGGCAAGGGUGGUUACUAUGGAAAUGUCUUCAGAAUUACACCCCCCUUGUGUUUCACCAAAGAAGACGCAGAUUUCGUAGUAGAUGCAAUGGACUUGACCUUGUCUAGAAUGUGAAGCUUAGACCGGAUAUUCUAGCUUUAAUAAAAGUAUUAUAUUAUCAUAAGUGAAAUGAUGUAAUGCCAUAUUCACAGUCGGUAAAAUUUACAGAGAUGCAGACUUAUUAGCUAAAAUAGCCAACCUAUCCAUGAUCUUAGGACAUAAAUGAGCCAACAACUCGUUGUCUCUGGUCUGAUGUUUGUACCUUUUCAUAUGAAGGAGCCAACAAUUCGUUGUCUCUUGUCGUUUA